AGAUGCGACUCGCAAGUCCGCAACAGACCGCGCCUCUUCCAUUGCCGUUCUUCAUACACUGCCCGCCUGGACUCUUGCCAGCUCGGGGGGCCAGCCCCGGAACGUUGGCGGUUCUCCUCCCGCAGAGUUCUUCCCAGUCCACAGUCGCAACUGACUCGUUGUUUACGCGACCCUCCGCUAGCGGUGUCGCAGUGUCUCAACGAGAGUGAGAGAUGGUUUCCAAAGUACCACUGCUAGGGAACGGCGCUGCAGGCCGAGAUGCACUAGUGGAAGCCCAAACACUUCUGCUUGGGAAGCAGGAAUCCAC
Messenger RNA from Colletotrichum acutatum, 307 nucleotides. RefSeq lists its product as uncharacterized. The annotation marks the transcript as partial. The transcript has a single exon. NCBI's taxonomy places the organism in Eukaryota, Fungi, Ascomycota, Sordariomycetes, Glomerellales, Glomerellaceae. The record is from RefSeq and is a predicted model, not a curated record.